Molecule: messenger RNA, 1592 nt
Organism: Glycine soja
Lineage: Eukaryota; Viridiplantae; Streptophyta; Magnoliopsida; Fabales; Fabaceae
Product: E3 ubiquitin-protein ligase PUB24-like
Exons: 1
Coding region: 104-1357 (417 amino acids)
Biological process (GO): protein ubiquitination
Molecular function (GO): ubiquitin protein ligase activity
Source: RefSeq, a predicted model, not a curated record
UCCCUUACCAAAAGAAGCAACUCUUUUUCCUAUUCUUCCUAUAUUCUCCAAAAGCACAAUCAUUUCAAAACACAUAAUUUCAUUUGUUAUUUCUUUUUGCACAAUGGCAGAAGUUGAGAUCCCUCAAUAUUUUGUUUGUCCCAUUUCGUUUCAGAUCAUGGAGGACCCUGUGACCACUGUGACAGGCAUAACAUAUGAUAGAGAAAGCAUAGAGAAGUGGUUGCUUAAGGCCAAAGAUUGUGUGUGUCCUGUUUCCAAACAACCCUUGCCGAGAAGCUCUCAAUACUUAACACCUAACCACACUCUUCGGAGGUUGAUUCAAGCUUGGUGUUCAGCAAACACUUCCAACGGUGUUGAUCGAAUUCCGACCCCGAAAACGCCUUUGAGCAUGGUCCAAGUUCAGAAGCUUCUCAAGGGUCUUGAGGUUCCUUGUUCUUAUCAAAAAUCAUUGGAGAAGUUGCAUGGCUUGGCUACAACUGAGAGGAACAGAAUCUGCAUGGCUGAGGCUGGUGUGGCUAAGGCCAUGAUCAAAUUGAUUAACAAGAGUUUCAAAGAAGGAAACACAAAUUUAAACAACACCACUUGCAUAGAAAAGGUUUUGAGAAUUGUUCAUGUUCUUUGGAGCAAUGAUCAAAGUAGCAUGAAAAGUACUCUAGUUGGGGAGAACAACUUGGACUUCAUCAACUCCUUGACUUGGAUUUUGAAGGUUCAUUUGGAUGACAACAACAUCAAGAUGGUGAACGAAGCAAUGCCCCUUUUGAAGUUGACAAUUGAAGUUGCUGCUGACUCAACCCUUUUGGGGAGUUUAGGCCUUGAAUUCUUCAAGGAAAUUGUGAGAGUUUUGAGAAAGAGAGCACUACUCUCUCAACAAGCCAUUAAAUCAGCUUUGUGUGUGCUUACAGAAACUAGCACUUCAGGUAGAAACAGAACAAGGAUUGUUGAAGCAGGUGCAGUCACAGAACUCAUAGAGCUUGAGCUAGAGAAGCCAGAGAAGAACAUGACAGAACUCAUAUUCAACCUUCUGGCACUCCUGUGUUCUUGUGCUGAUGGAAGAGAACAGUUUCUGCGACACGCCGCGGCCAUUGCAGUGGUUUCAAAGAGGGUUUUGAGGGUUUCUGCUGCCACUGAUGACAGAGCAAUUCAUGUGUUUUCAGUUAUAGCCAAGUUUUCAGCAUCAAAUGAGGUUGUUCUAGAGAUGUUGAGGGUUGGAGCUGUGUCAAAGCUUUGCAUGCUUAUGCAAGCUGAUUGUGCUUCUUAUUUGAAAGAGAAAGCAAGAGACAUCCUUAGGUUGCACUCCAAAGUUUGGAACAAUUCUCCUUGCAUACAAUUGUAUUUGUUCACUAGGCACCAAAGGUGAUCAAAGUCUAAUCCCCAACUACAUUUUCUAAACUAGCUAGAGUGAGGGACUUGUAUAUGAGAAAUUGUUGUAUGGUCUAGGAUUAGUAUGGUCCUAACCUAUCUAACAUAUAAUACAUUGUUGUUAACUCUUUUUUUAUAAAUUGAAAAUCUUAGAUUAUAUAUCGUAUCAUAUGUAAACUGAUCAGAAUCAUAAACACGGUCUGAGAUCAUAUAAUAAUUUAUUUUUUUAUAUA